UUCUUCAUUCGCAAAGAGGAAAAAGCCAAAAAGGCCUUUCUCCAAAAUCCCUCUUUUUCCCUUCGUCUCAUUCUGAACUUCCAAGGGACUUGGUGAGUUACACAGCCACUGAUCCAUUUCAUCCCACUUUGGGGAUCCGGAGCCUGUCGGAGAAUCCAUACUCUGACGCUCCUUUCUAACCUUCGCUUCCUUCUUCUCCUCACUCGCCUCUUCACUUCCUUUUUUCUCCAACGAUCGCGAUGGCCACAUCCAUCAUCCAGGGUUUUACGAAGUCGCUUGCGAUGACUGUGCUCUCCGAGAUCGGGGAUAAAACAUUCUUCGCUGCUGCGAUCAUGGCAAUGCGGCAUCCAAGGAGACUUGUCUUGUCUGGUUGUCUGUCGGCUUUGAUUGUAAUGACCAUUCUUUCUGCUCUGGUUGGUUGGGCUGCACCAAAUCUGAUUUCACGUAAAUGGACUCAUCAUGUAACAACGCUAUUGUUCCUUGGUUUUGGACUGUGGUCUUUGUGGGAUGCAUUUAAUGAUGGAGGGGAGUCUGAAGAAUUGGCUGAAGUUGAAGCUAGAUUGGAUACUGAUCUGAAGGCUAACAAAAAAGGUUCCAAAGAUGGCAAUAAGGUUGAUGAUGAUGAUGUGAAGAAACAGAAUCGGUCAUUUCUCUUGCAGUUCUUGUCACCAAUAUAUUUAAAGGCAUUUUCCAUUACCUUUUUUGGUGAAUGGGGCGACAAGAGUCAGUUAGCGACGAUUGGCUUAGCUGCAGAUGAAGACCCACUAGGUGUCGUUCUUGGUGGAAUUUUGGGACAGGCAUUGUGUACAACUGCUGCAGUCCUUGGAGGAAGGAGCUUGGCAUCACAAAUAUCUGAGAAAAUAGUUGCUCUCUCAGGUGGGCUUUUAUUUAUUGUUUUCGGAAUCCAGUCCUUCCUCUCAACUGUUGAGCCAUAAUUUUUACAAGCUCAUUAUGGUAUAGAAGGGUGCUUGGCCGAAUUGUUGCCACACACCUGCCCUCCAAAUUGGCCAUCGAUGGACGAAUUUAAGACCCAAAUAAAGAGGCAAUUACAUGUUUUUACCAGAUACUGUAUCAGUGGUAGUAGUUUGCUGGACAUUGGUUGCAGUAGUUCUUAGUUCGUAUAGUGAAGAUAUUCGUAGAGCUGUUCUAGACGGUCUUAGGUAGGUAGCAACAUAUUAAGAGAAUAUAUCAAAUCCGAUUAGAAUAGUUCAAAAUAAAUAUAUUUCUUUUUAACAUAAUAUUUUUUUA
Messenger RNA from Cucurbita maxima (winter squash), 1248 nucleotides. RefSeq names its product GDT1-like protein 4. Gene Ontology annotation, molecular function: manganese ion transmembrane transporter activity; calcium ion transmembrane transporter activity. Gene Ontology annotation, cellular component: Golgi apparatus. The transcript has 13 exons. NCBI's taxonomy places the organism in Eukaryota, Viridiplantae, Streptophyta, Magnoliopsida, Cucurbitales, Cucurbitaceae. The record is from RefSeq and is a predicted model, not a curated record. Gene Ontology annotation, biological process: Golgi calcium ion homeostasis; manganese ion transmembrane transport; Golgi calcium ion transport. Bases 240 to 935 code for a protein of 231 amino acids.